Messenger RNA from Mangifera indica (mango), 1741 nucleotides. RefSeq lists its product as uncharacterized. The coding region runs from base 311 to 1303 and encodes 330 amino acids. The record is from RefSeq and is a predicted model, not a curated record. The transcript has a single exon. Lineage: Eukaryota; Viridiplantae; Streptophyta; Magnoliopsida; Sapindales; Anacardiaceae.
AAGUGAAAAAGAGCAACUAUUAAAUAAAAAUAUAAAUACAGUUCUACACUCACUCUCCUUCACUGCCAUCUAUUUGCCAGUUUGGAAAUGUUUCUUUAAUCCCCCAGAGAUGCUGCCAAAAAUCCGUCUGGCAUCUUCUCUUACUUAUACAUCUUGUGAGUAAGAUCCCUUUCUUUAUGUUUUUAUUAUCAUUUCAUUUACAUUCAUUCACUUCUCUGCAACUCUUUUUGCUUCUUCUUCUUGUUCCAAUUUGGGUUUUGCCUAGUUACUAGCUGGUUCAUAAGAACUUAUCGAUAUUCAGUAGUAAUAUAUGUCAAGAAUCAUGCAAGACCAAAUUGGCAUUCCCGCAUGUUUUUCAUCAGGUGAGAAGAUCACUGAUGAUCCUGCCGCAAUAACAAGAUCUGGUCAGAGUGCCUUCAUGUCAGUUUAUAGGACAAAGAUCGCCGAUCAGUGCCGUUUGAUCACCAUCACAUGGUGCAAAAACUUGCUGCUUCAUGGCCUUUCAUUGUCAGUAGAAGGAGAAAAAGGAGACAAGCAGUACACCUGCAAAGUUGAGCUGAAGCCGUGGUACUUUUGGAGGAAACAAGGCUCCAAGCGGUUUGUAGUCGAUGGUAAAGCAGUUGAUAUAUUUUGGGACCUCAAAGCAGCCAAAUUCAAUGGCGAAACUGAGCCCAUCUCGGAUUACUAUGUUGCAGUUGUUUGUAAUGAAGAAGUUGUGCUCCUACUUGGGGAUCUGAAGAAAGAUGCAUAUAGAAAAACUGGGUGUAGGCCUGCUCUUAUUGAACCAGUUAUGGUUGCAAGAAAGGAACACAUAUUUGGCAAGAAGAAAUUCUCCGCCAAAGUAAAAUUUCAUGAGAAAGGUAGGUUUCAUGAGGUCUCAAUUGAAUGCAAGAAUAAACCAACAAAUAGUACUGGAAAUACAAGAAAUGGUAAUAUUUCUUCAGGUGGAGGAGCUGAGCCAGAAAUGGAAAUAAGGAUUGAUGGGCAUUUGGUGAUUCACGUCAAGCAUCUUCAAUGGAAGUUUAGAGGUAAUGAGUCUGUUCAUGUCAAUAAAGCAAGAGUGGAAGUGUAUUGGGAUGUCCACGACUGGCUAUUCAGUCCUGGUUUAAGACAUGCUUUAUUUAUAAUUAAGCCAAUUUUGUCCUCAUCGUCGUCUCUUUCUUGCCGAUCAAGUACAUCUUCUUCGCCGCCAUUAUCAUCGUUGGGAUCAACACCAUUGUCAUCUCAGGCAGGAAGUUGUGAUUCAACAGAAGGUGGGUCAUCUGAGUUUUGCUUGUUUCUCUAUGCCUGGAAGGUUGAAUGACAGAGGAACACCCCAAUAUUGUAAAAUCAUUAUCAAUUCAUCAUCAUCAACAGCAGCAGCAACAACAACAACAACGAAAGAAUAAGGCUAUGGGGGAGGCAGGAUGGAUCGAUGAGGAUGCAGAUUGGGUUAAGAAAGAGACAGAUGAUUGGGAAAUGAAGGAAGAAGAAGUGGGGACAAAGAGGGAAGGAAUAGAAAGUCUUUACAGCUGGGGUUCACAAGUGGGCAUAAAUGGACAAGACAGAUUAUCAUCUCCAUGCUGAAUAAUUCCAUCUCUAUACGCACCUCCAUCUGUUUUUUAAGAACAUUUUCCAUUAUUUUCCUCUCUCUUGAUCUACUCUUGAGAAAUGAGCUCCUUUCUUUCCCAAUUAUAUCUAUCAAUGCGUGUAUGAUUUCUGCAUUUUUUUAUACAAAAAAAAGUCGACAGCAGUUUCGUAA